This is a messenger RNA of Aspergillus glaucus CBS 516.65, 1500 nucleotides long. RefSeq lists its product as uncharacterized. Bases 164 to 1357 code for a protein of 397 amino acids. The transcript has a single exon. NCBI's taxonomy places the organism in Eukaryota, Fungi, Ascomycota, Eurotiomycetes, Eurotiales, Aspergillaceae. The record is from RefSeq and is a predicted model, not a curated record.
UCUCUGUGUGCAUAUUUGAUAUUUCGUAUUAUUCACUCAUCGAAUUAUUCCCCGAGUAGUUCAUGGACCACGAGCCUGAAUCUUGACUCAAGGGGCUUUUUGCUGCACACUAACUCGAUCAAUCCCAUUUCGCGAUUUAACAUCCCCUACUUUAUCAGCCGUCAUGGAGAGGAAUACACUGCUACCAGAGAUCCUAAGCAGAGUGAUGGAGUACCUCAGGUACGAUGCCACAACUCUGCGGUCGGCACUCUUGGUGAAUAAGGCCUGGGCUGCGGAAGCCAUCAGGGUCCUGUGGGAGAAGCCGCCGGUGGCAGCCUUGGCGGCGAUUGGAAAGGACCAUCGCCAAUUCUACGCGCGUCAGGUCCGCGAGCUAAUUUUUGGCGGUGAUGAGGACGGAGCCGAACACUCAAACUUUCGCAACCUAGAAUUCCCUCGGCUGAGACGUAUCACAAUCGACUACUUUCGCCCAGACAAUGGGGAGAAAUUGUGGCUUGGCCAAUACAUACAGCCGAGUAUGGAAGAUUUCAGCUUCUAUGGCGCCGAGCCGGCUGAAGACAUACUUCACCUACUAGAAAUGCGUUGUCCACGACUGGAGAGUAUUGUGAUUGACUUUCAGUUUGAGGGGUUAACCUCCAGCCGUUUGAUAAAGUUCUUUGACAGCUGCAAAUAUUUGACGUCGAUAUGUCUUCCAAGUAACAUAAAAGAUACCAUCGACAACCGGCUGCUUGCAUAUCUCGCCCGUCAUGAUGGCCUCGAGGAGUUGGAGUUGGGAACGUUUCUCAGGUAUAAGAUGCUUGACGAGGUCUUUGAAGGGACUGAGCGGCCUUUCAAAGAUAUCCGGUAUCUUGCGGUUCAAAUCGAGUCGAAAACUGUACCACUGCUGGUGGCAGGGGUCAAAUCUGUUAUUGGUCUUACACUCACAAUUGAAGACAGCCGGACCAACCCUUUGCCACAAGUCAGCUCGCUGGUAAACCUUCAAGAACUUCAUAUUGGCUAUAUGGAGCAAGGAGAGUGGACCGGCACCGACUUCCUCGCACUCAAAAGCUUGAAGAAUUUACGCAGAUUAAAUAUCUCUCCAAUCUUUGAUACCAUCGCGUCCCCGACGUUGACAGACGAGGAGUUUAUCCCGGUGUUUGAGAACAUGAGUGAACUUCAGGAGCUGGUCUUCCAAGUUCAGUGUGUCUUGUCAACUGCAGCAAUUACUUCUCUAGGAGAGCGUUGUCCUCAACUCAUGAUUUGUGAAAUACUUGGCUUGUACGACUUGCACGGCUGGCAAAGCGUUGCAAGACCCCUCUUUCCACAAUUACAGCGGCUUGAACUCAGUGCAACAAUAGAUGGAGAACAAGGAUCACUGUAAGCUUAUUUCAAUGACUUGUAUACGAUUAUUAUAUGCUGACAAGAUUGGCAAAUUUUAGGUCAUCAUCCUUGUCGACAAGAGCUGGGACACUGGCGCGUUUAAUCUUGGAGCAUGCGCCAAAACUGGAAGAAUUAUAUCUGCAU